UUAUGCAUGUCUGGCCCUGUGGUACUUGUUGGUAAUGCUGCAGGAGCACUUUCAUGUGCAGAAAGGACUAGAUCUCUUGAUGCUAUUUCGUUAGAUGACAAAACCAAUGGGAAAGUACCUCAUUCAUCUUUUGACACCACUGUCUUCAGAAUCGGUGAGUUUUUACUUCCCAAUGGAGAAUCUUAUUCUGGAUCCUUGCAGGGUAAUAUGCCAGAAGGCUCAGGGGAGUAUGUGUGGUCAGAUGGUUGCAUAUAUGAGGGUGAGUGGAGAAGGGGGGUGGGGAAUGGAAAUGGAAAGAUCCAAUGGCCUUCUGGUGCCAUUUAUGAGGGUGAAUUUUCUGGUGGUUAUAUGCAUGGUAUGGGAACAUACUCUGGACCAGAUAAAAUUGUCUACAAGGGACGCUGGCGGUUGAACCUUAAACAUGGGUUAGGAUGUCAGACUUAUCCAAAUGGAGAUGUCUAUGAAGGUUUCUGGAUCCAGGGAACUAUAGAAGGACCUGGUAAAUAUGUCUGGGCUAAUGGAAAUGUUUAUCUGGGUAACAUGAAAGGGGGGAAAAUGUCUGGAAAAGGAACUCUUACCUGGACAAAUGGGGACUCAUUUGAAGGAAAUUGGUUGGAUGGUAUGAUGCAUGGAUUUGGAAUGUAUACGUGGAUAAAUGGUGGUCGCUACGUUGGAACUUGGACCAAGGGCUUGAAGGAUGGAACAGGAACCUUCUAUCCAAAGGGUAGUAGGUUUCCAGCUGUACAAGAGCUCUACCUUAAUGCUCUGAGAAAGAGAGGGUUAUUACCAGAUUUGAGAAAGCAAAACCAUGGCUCACACAUUUACCAUGCUUCUUCUGUUGAUAUGGGGGUUGUCAAAGUAGACACAAACCAUGGAUCAUGGCGUGGUUCAUCUAAUAAAAUCUCUAAAGGAAAUAUUCUAAGUUUGGGCCAAUCUCACUCCAAAAAUUAUUACUUGGAAAGACGGUGGAGCCUUGAGGUAUCUAUUGAAAAAGUGAUUGGACAUGAUUUAUCAUUGAAUUCAGGAGGAUCUGUUUUAGAAGGUGAUGAGAAAGAGAGUGAAAUGAAUGCUCCAGUCCUAGAGCGGGAAUAUAUGCAAGGAGUUCUCAUCAGUGAGGUUGUCUUAAAUAAUUUUUUGUCAUCAUCCAGAAGGAUAAGAAGGAGGCAGAAAAAACUUGCAAAGGAGGUCAAACAGCCUGGUGAGGCAAUCAUUAAAGGUCACAGGAGUUAUGAUCUGAUGCUCAGUUUGCAGCUUGGAAUCAGAUACACUGUUGGGAAAAUAACACCAAUACAAAGACGAGAAGUUCGGACAUCAGACUUUGGUCCACGAGCAAGCUUUUGGAUGAGCUUUCCUAAAGAAGGAUCUCAAUUAACACCCCCUCACCGAUCAGAAGAUUUUAAGUGGAAAGAUUAUUGUCCAAUGGUUUUCAGAAAUUUGAGAGAAAUGUUCAAGAUUGAUGCUGCAGAUUACAUGAUGUCCAUUUGUGGAAGUGAUGCUCUUAGGGAACUUUCGUCCCCUGGAAAAAGUGGCAGUGUCUUUUUCCUAUCUCAAGAUGAUAGGUUUAUGAUUAAGACCCUCCGGAAAUCUGAAGUAAAGGUUCUUCUGAGGAUGCUUCCAGACUAUCACCAUCAUGUCCGUAUAUACGAGAAUACACUCAUAACCAAAUUUUUUGGCCUCCACAGGAUUAAACCAUCAAGUGGACAAAAGUUUCGCUUUGUAGUAAUGGGCAACAUGUUCUGCAUUGAGUUGAGAAUUCAUCGAAGAUUUGAUCUGAAAGGUUCAUCCUUAGGGCGCUCUUCAGAGAAUAUUGAAAUUGAUGAAAAUACAACACUUAAGGAUUUGGAUUUGAACUAUUGCUUCUAUUUAGAACCUUCUUGGAGGUUGUUUCUAUUAAAGCAGAUUGAGAUUGAUAGUAGAUUUCUAGAAACACAACACAUAAUGGAUUACAGCCUUUUGUUGGGUGUUCAUUACCGAGCUCCGCAACAUCUUCGGUCUAUCAUGUCUUACCAUCAAAGCUUAUCAGCAGAUGGAUUGGAGAUUGUUGCAGAAGAAGAUGUCCAAGGGGAUGAAAUGUUCAACUACCCUCAAAGCCUUGUUCUGAUACCGCGUGGAAACAAUGAUGACAGUGUCAUUGUGGGCCCUCAUGUCAGGGGCAGCCGGUUAAGAGCAUCAGCUGCUGGAGAUGAGGAAGUGGAUCUCCUACUUCCUGGUACAGCAAGGCUCCAGAUUCAGCUUGGAGUGAAUAUGCCUGCUAGAGCUGAGCAUAUUCCCGGAGAAAGGAAACAGCAGUUGUUUCAAGAAGUGUAUGAUGUUGUUCUGUAUGUAGGCAUCAUUGACAUUUUGCAGGAGUACAACAUGAACAAGAAGAUUGAACACGCAUACAAAUCUAUCCAGUUUGAUUCCAUAUCCAUAUCAGCUGUUGACCCAACAUUCUACACUCAGCGCUUCUUGGAAUUCAUUCGGAAGGUGUUCCCUUCAAAUGCAUAACUAGGAAAGUUUACCAGAUUGUUCAUCUUCCCAAAAUGGUCUUGGAGAUGUUAAUUGCGAAGAUGAGUUAUUUCUUGCUGCCUGUAUUUAGUAGUAGAGAAGUUUAAGUCUGUGCUUCUAUGUGCUUGCAUGCGCAUA
Molecule: messenger RNA, 2625 nt
Organism: Nelumbo nucifera (sacred lotus)
Lineage: Eukaryota; Viridiplantae; Streptophyta; Magnoliopsida; Proteales; Nelumbonaceae
Product: phosphatidylinositol 4-phosphate 5-kinase 9
Biological process (GO): phosphatidylinositol phosphate biosynthetic process
Cellular component (GO): plasma membrane
Molecular function (GO): ATP binding; 1-phosphatidylinositol-4-phosphate 5-kinase activity
Source: RefSeq, a predicted model, not a curated record